This is a messenger RNA of Malassezia pachydermatis, 861 nucleotides long. RefSeq lists its product as hypothetical. Lineage: Eukaryota; Fungi; Basidiomycota; Malasseziomycetes; Malasseziales; Malasseziaceae. The transcript has a single exon. Bases 1 to 861 code for a protein of 286 amino acids. The record is from RefSeq and is a predicted model, not a curated record.
AUGUUGGUCCGGAACAAAGAGGCGGCGAUGAUACGCAGAGAUGAUUCACAGUCGCCUUUGUUAUGUCUCACACCGGAUCUGGAACAGUCCAGUACAUCCCAUACGGACGAGUCCACGAUGGGCACACCUGUGCCCACGUUGCCUACAUCCGAGUCUUCGAAAGGAAGCAACGUGGCGCUCCCAGGUCUACCGAUGCACCAGAGCUGGGAGUCAUUAAUGCAUGAGGUGCAUCUUCCUUAUUAUGACCCGACGUUGGGUUUCACGGAUACCAAAGAAGCCCUUUUGUCUUUGCCUCCGUCAGGAAGGAUCCGGAUGCCCAAUCCGAUCGAAGUGCCGUCGCCAGCCAGUUGGCUGACAUCGGACUCCCAAUCCCCUUCAGAUACCUCUUCUUCAUGCCUCGACCAUACCCUACCACUGAAACGUUCCUCUGAUGUUUCCAAUGGCAUUCUCAUUCAUGAGCCGACGAUGGCAUUUAAACGAGCACGAACUUCGCCCACGGGGAUGGAUGUGCCUCCUUCAUACCAAGUUCCCUCCUUAAUCCCUAUGGAUCCACACCCUAUGCCAGCAGAUCGACAAAGCUCUGAUCAUCUACGUGCUUGGCUCCUAGAGAGACGCGCUCUUCUUCAAAAGGCGCACGAUGACGUGACCAAGGACAUGGCGGCGCUGCAUCAAGAUAUGGCACGUCGUAAUGAGCUUCGUAUGCGUCUUAAUGCACGUAUCUCGCUGCUUCGACAACGCCGGAUGGCAUCAUUGACAUCGUUGGCCAUGCUUAAGCCUGAUGGCGAGGGGAACGAAUUGUGGGAUUCUGCUCACGUCUCCUCGGUCGCCGAUCUUCUUGAGCAAAAUAUCUUGUAUCUCUAA